Trypanosoma cruzi is the source of this 837-nucleotide messenger RNA. RefSeq lists its product as uncharacterized. Bases 1 to 837 code for a protein of 278 amino acids. Gene Ontology annotation, biological process: mitochondrial translational elongation. Gene Ontology annotation, molecular function: translation elongation factor activity; protein binding. The transcript has a single exon. Lineage: Eukaryota; Euglenozoa; Kinetoplastea; Trypanosomatida; Trypanosomatidae. Gene Ontology annotation, cellular component: mitochondrial matrix. The record is from RefSeq and is a predicted model, not a curated record.
AUGUUGUGCCUAACGCGUCUGCGAGCCAACGUCAACAAGGUCGCCUUCAUGGAAAUGGUGAAGGAUCUUCGCUUUCGCACUGAGGCUCCGAUCGCGGAGUGCGGCGCCGCCUUAAAGGAGACCCACGGCGACGUGGAGAAGGCGAUGGAGGUGCUACGCAAGAAGGGAGCGGCAAGGGCGAUGAAAAAACGGUCGCGGGUGACGGAGCAUGGCUCUGUCGUCGCCUGCGUUGGGGGCCUGUUCGGUGCGGCGGUCAUUACUGUUUGCAGCGAGACGGAUUUUGCUGCACGUAGCGCCCAGUUCCAGAACACCUGUGCCAGGGUGAAGGUUGCACUGCAAAGGAAGAUCAUUGACAGCAAAGGCGAUGUCCUCACAAAUCCCACGGAAGCGCAUCGCUCCCUUGUGGAAGCGACAGCGGAGGACAUUCGAUCUUCUAUCGCUGUCUUGGGCGAAAAUGUUACAAUCAAAUCGGUGGAGUCGCUUCGACUGGCGCCGCAUGUGGCAGAGCACAUAUCCAUCGGUUCUUACACCCAUGGGUCGUUGGAUGUGCCGGAUGUUGGCCGGAUCGCCGGAGUUGUCGCCGUAAGCCGCCUCGACCCCACGAAGGAAGUGCAGGCGAGUACGCUUACGGAUGUUGCAAGGCACUUUGUAGCCUCUAGUGGUGCAGAGGGGAACUACGCCCACCAAAAUUUCUUUGGAACGGAGGAGACAGUGGGACAAUGGCUGAAACGCCAUGGUCUUUGCUUUAGCAGUAGCCUGGUGGUGGAUUUUGGCAAGGAGCCGAUAACACACACAGCUUCCCAGCCACGCAACGCCGUCAAGCAUCCUGAAGGUUGA